Pecten maximus is the source of this 378-nucleotide messenger RNA. RefSeq lists its product as uncharacterized. The transcript is spliced from 2 exons. Lineage: Eukaryota; Metazoa; Mollusca; Bivalvia; Pectinida; Pectinidae. The coding region runs from base 1 to 378 and encodes 125 amino acids. The record is from RefSeq and is a predicted model, not a curated record.
AUGCCAGAGUAUGAACUAUUGACAGAGUGUGAACUAUUGCCAGAGUAUGAACUAUUGACAGAGUGUGAACUAUUGCCAGAGUAUGAACUAUUGACAGAGUGUGAACUAAUGCCAGAGUGUGAACUAUUGCCCGAGUGUGAACUAAUGCCCGAGUGUGAACUAAUGCCAGAGUGUGAACUAUUGCCCGAGUGUGAACUAAUGCCAGAGUGUGAAUGUGAACUAAUGCCCGAGUGUGAACUAAUGCCCGAGUGUGAACUAUUGCCAGAGUGUGAACUAAUGCCAGAGUGUGAACUAUUGCCCGAGUGUGAAGUAAUGCCCGAGUGUGAACUAUUGCCCGAGUGUGAACUAAUGCCCGAGUGUGAACUAAUGCCAGUGUGA